GGUGAAACUGCUGGUGAGUCGGGAUGAGUCUGGGAAAGCCUGCCUGAGACGAUUAACUGACAUAUCCGAAGUGAAACUCCCUCCCGUGCAAGCUUAAAGUGUGAUUGGUGAUUUGCUGAAUUGCAUUAUUUCGAAGGACUACAAUGCAGUUCCUCGGCCGACUUGUGGGUACCAUCACCUCAGUCCUGUCCAAUCCGUACCGGGUAAGGGAGGUGCCACAGUCAGAUUAUGGAGGCAGGGAUCGGGUGCUGCUGAAGGAGGAGGGCAUGAUGGUGCUCUACAGGAAUACCCCCUGUCAGUCGUGGGACUGUGUGAUCCUCUGCUCCGAAACGCCCGGCAUGGCCCUGAGGCUGUUCCAGGUUGGCACCGAAGAAGACGCCUUUAACUGGUUCCCUCAAUACGCCAUGAAGAUCCGCCCCUUCUAUGAAACGCCUGGUUUUCUCAAGCCUGAAGCUAUGCAGCCAAUCGCAGACUGCAUCCGGAAUCACCCAGACUGGAGUUCGGCGCACAUCGCCGUGGAGAUCGGCCUGAGACAGUGCCUGAAGCACAACUGCGUCCUUAGCCAGAUUAACAGCAGGAAUGCAUGCGGCCAGACGCCGCUGCACCUGGCCUGCGAGCGCGGAGACGUGGCCUGCGUGCGCGAGCUGCUGGAGGAGUGCCAGGCCAGCACCAGCAUCCGGGACCUGCAGGGGGAGACACCCAUGCACUGCGCUGCCAAGCAGGAGUCCCCAUUGGUCAUUCAGGUGCUGUGCUCCAGCCACUGCCCGGGCGUGAACGAGCUGAACGCCUCUGGCGAGGCGCCCCUGCACGUGGCAUGCCGGCUGGGCCGGGUGGAGUCGCUGAAGGCCCUGCUGAAGGGCGGGGCCUGCUGUGAUGUCAUGGGGGGGCGGGGUUACCCCAUUCACAUGGCCAUGAAGUACAACGAGAGGAGCUGUGUAGAGGCCAUCCUGGCUGCAGAUCCAUCCCAGCUGGAGGUUGAAGAUGCCCUCUACGGAGGGACCCCCCUGCACUGGGCCAAGACGGGCGAGAUGAGCCGUCUGCUCCUGGAGAGAAGCUGCUCAGUGAACUAUCUGAGCAAGACGGGAGAGAGUCCACUUCACAUACUGACCAAAAGGGGGCGCUUUGAGGCCGCGAUGGUGCUGCUCACACAUGGGGCUAACCCUAACCUCCGUGGCGAGAAUGGCAACACCGCGCUGCACCUCGCCAUGAAGAUGGACCAUAUAGACCUGAUAAAGGCCCUCAUUGUCUUCGGAGCCGAUGUUGAGAUCCACAAUGACCUGGGGGAGACUCCUGGGCUCAUAGCGGCCCGCACCAGCAAAGGUUCCAACAGAAAAAUUCUCCGUGACAUGCUGUGUAGUGUAGGGGUGCAGCGGUGUCACCCCCCCUCAUUAAAUAUCUCUCCCCCCAACACUCCCCCGAAGAGGCCUCCGCCUCCAGCCAUAGGGUUUGAGGAUCUUGUCCACAUCGCUGCCGCUGUAGGGGCCAUAACUCGGGGAUACGCUGAAGUGGACGGUGUGAAAACAUCGACCGCAAAAACCGACCGGUUGCUGAGUCUGGAUGGUGGUGGCAUCAAGGGUCUGGUUCUGAUCCAGAUGCUGAUCGCCCUGGAGCGCGCGGCGGGGCGCCCGGUGCGGGAGCUGUUUGACUGGAUCUCCGGAACCAGCACGGGCGGCAUCCUGGCCCUGGCUAUAGUACACGGGAAAUCCAUGGAGUACCUGCGCUGCCUCUAUUUCCGGAUGAAGGAGAAGGUGUUCCGAGGCUCCCGUCCCUACGAGUCCGCCCCCUUGGAGGAGUUCCUCAAGCAGGAGUUCGGCGAGAACACCAAGAUGACGGACAUCCGGCACCCCAGGGUGAUUGUGACCAGCGUCCUCGCAGACAGGCACCCUGGAGAAUUGCACCUCUUCCGAAACUAUGACCCUCCUGAUCUCAUCAGGGAGCCCCCCUAUGCCUCGAAGGCUACAUUCCAGCCCCUUACCAUCCCGCAGGGAUGGGAGGAUGAGGAUGUGUUGAUAGUGGGUUAUUCCAAGAGCCCCCCUUCAAAAAAGCGUAGGACCAUCCGAGAUAAAGACCAGUGCGUAUGGCGCGCUGCCCGAUCCAGUGGCGCCGCCCCCACCUACUUCCGGCCUAGCGGCCGCUUUCUGGACGGGGGGCUGCUAGCCAACAACCCCACGCUGGAUGCCAUGACGGAGAUACACCAGCACAACAAAGCUCUCCGAGCGCAGGGUAGGGGAGAGGAAGUUCAGCGGCUGGGUGUGGUGGUUUCACUAGGCACGGGGAAGCCCCCCCAGGUGGUGGUGAACUCUGUGGAUGUGUUCCGGCCCUCCAACCCCCUGGAACUGGCCAAGUCCUUUGUGGGAGCCAAGGAGCUGGGGAAGAUGCUGGUGGACUGUUGCACCGACUCCGACGGCUGUGCGGUGGACCGAGCCAAGGCUUGGUGUGAGAUGACGGAUAUCGAUUAUCACAGGCUGAGCCCCCAGCUGUCGGUGGAGGUGAUGCUGGACGAGGUGAGCGACGCCGUGCUGGUGGACAUGCUGUGGGAGACGCAGAUGUACCUGUACGAGCACCGGGAGGACAUCCAGGCACUGGCCCAGCGACUGCUGCAUGUCUGACAGGCAGCGGAACGCGACACGGAAGCAGGCGACAAACUGACAUGAAGUAGGGAGGAGAAACCAUGAUAGGAACCGGCCAGUCAAACGCAAAUAGGUUAUUACAAAAAUAUUAUUGUUUGUUUACAAAAGUGCUGAAGACGAGCAAGCCAGAACUGAUCAACCAUGAAGACCAUACCUAUACCUUAUAAUGGAAGGCAUUUUUUGUGUAAUGAUUUUAUUGUUGCUUUUCAAAAUGGUAAUUUGUACUAAUGGCCUGUACCUCGACUUAUUGAUAAUAACCAACUUUGCUUUUUGUAGGUUUAAACUGGGAACUUUUUAUGAAGUGACCCAAAUUUGCACUGUAGUGCUACUGCACGAUUAUAACUGAACAAACUUUAAAAAUCCAUUAAACUAUGUACAUCAGGGCAUGUUGAUUGUAACACUGAACUGUCAUUUUAUCUUGUAUGAACUUUUCCCCUUUAAAUCUUUAUAUGAUUAUUAAAUCAUUGCUUGGUGUUGUACAUUACAUAUAUAAUGCGGUGUUAUUACUAAGAUACUGUAAUAAAUGGAAAAUAAAUCAGUAUUUAUGUGAA
Messenger RNA from Paramormyrops kingsleyae, 3181 nucleotides. It is a transcript of the gene pla2g6, whose product is annotated as phospholipase A2, group VI (cytosolic, calcium-independent). The record is from RefSeq and is a predicted model, not a curated record. Lineage: Eukaryota; Metazoa; Chordata; Actinopteri; Osteoglossiformes; Mormyridae. Gene Ontology annotation, biological process: positive regulation of ceramide biosynthetic process; cardiolipin acyl-chain remodeling. Gene Ontology annotation, molecular function: long-chain fatty acyl-CoA hydrolase activity; protein binding. Gene Ontology annotation, cellular component: mitochondrion.